UUUAUUUUGCUUGUUUUAUUCGCCUAUAGUAUCACUAUGAUACAGCUUCCGUUUAUCCAUGCAAAGAUCCCUGGAAACCAUAUCACAGGGAAGAUCAUCAAUGCAACGAAAGUUGGGGACAUUAUGACAGAAAAGAACAGGCUUAUCACAGUCACACUCACGCCAAAAAUUGAAGUUCUGAAAGCGAUGCAACUGAUAAAAGCCCUUGACAUCCUUCAUUCACUUGCAAAAAUUGGGUCAUUUCCUCCAUUUCAUAGUCAUUACACCUUCUUUUCAAAGGUAUGUUCCAUCCUUGUGGAGACUAAUGCACUUCUUCUGUUGCAUGAAGAUUAUUUGCAAAGCUGAAAAUCUUGGGAAAUUUCUCCUUGAGGGGUCUGUUCCCUAUCCAUCUGUCUUGCUUGAAGAGGAUUUUCCUACCAUCUCCGAGUUCAGUGUGAAAUUGCUCUGAAAAUUUACCCCAUAAGUUUCUUAAAUAUUUCCAAUUUGGCAUUAGCAUCUUUAUUGUUCUUCUGCUCUUCUUCUACGAUAAGAGAAUGGUGGAGGCAGGGAGCAGGCCCCAAACCUGGAACAUGGGAAGAACGGGCUGAUCCGGGUAUAUGUUUGCACAAUAAUGAGUGAACAAGAAUUUUACAAUUCUCUAAAUGCCCUUAUUGAAAUAAAACCCCUAACCCUCUCCAUGACUUCGCUCCCUCACUCGUUACACAAUUUUGUCCAAAACCAAACAACAUCAUCGGCCGCCACCAUUAAGAACAUCUCAGUCUUCAUCUUUAUCGAUUUUAUAUUUUGGGGGCAAAGUGCAGACAACUUAUUUUAACACAAUUCUAACUUUCUUAGCUAAGAGCAUAAAAUGACUCCUUGGAACGUUCUGACAAUGUGAUAGAUUUCUUUGAAUAACUAGGUAUCAAGGCCCAUCUUUUUGGAUCCAACACAUCAACGAUGCUUCUUUUAUUUUUUUGAAUUCCAGUUUACAACAACAACAACAACUACCCAGUACAAUCCCACCAGGUGGGGUCUGGGGAGGGUAAUAUGUAGACGAGCCUUACCCCUACCCGAAAGGGCAGAGAGGCUGUUUCCAGUCGACCCUCGGCUCAUAGGAUAGAAGGAAAAACAGCAGUAAAACAAAAACAAAGACAUAAACAAUAGAGCAUUAGUAAAUCCAGCAGAAAUAGCGUAAAUAAUUAUCUAAACAUAAGAAACAUAAAUAAAAUCGCAUGCAAUAAUAUCAUACAGUGACUGUGACUGCCAUAACUAACAGCCAUAGGGGAGACAUAAGCUAAAACACAAAUUAUCUAUGGGUACCCCUGCCGACCCACACCCAACCCCGGAUGAGGAGUACGAAAAACUCUAGGGGCCCCUAUCCUACAACCCUGAUACUAGACCUCCAGACUUUCCUAUCGAGGGUCAUGUCCUCGGAAACCUGCAUUCUAGUCAUGUCCUGCCUAAUCACCUCUCCCCAAUACUUCUUAGGCCUCCCUCUGCCUCGCCGACCGCCAACAAUCUCCAGCCGCUCGCAACUCCUCACCGGGGCAUCGGGACUUCUCCUCCGCACAUGCCCGAACCACCUCAGCCUCACUUCUCGCAUCUUCUCAUCCACCGGGACCACCCCCACCUUCUCUCGAAUAACUUCAUUCUUAAUCUUAUCUAACCUGGUGUGCCCGCACAUCCACCUAAGCAUCCUCAUCUCCGCAACCUUCAUUCUCUGAACAUGAGAGUUCUUCACGGGCCAGCACUCCGCCCCAUACAACAUCGCAGGUCUAACCACGACUCUAUAGAAUUUCCCCUUGAGUUUGUGUGGAACUUUCUUGUCACACAGGACUCCUGAUGCAAGCCUCCACUUUGACCACCCCGCUCCUAUACGAUGAGUGACGUCCCCGUCAAUC
Nicotiana tabacum (common tobacco) is the source of this 1880-nucleotide messenger RNA. The record is from RefSeq and is a predicted model, not a curated record. NCBI's taxonomy places the organism in Eukaryota, Viridiplantae, Streptophyta, Magnoliopsida, Solanales, Solanaceae.